Glarea lozoyensis ATCC 20868 is the source of this 795-nucleotide messenger RNA. RefSeq lists its product as uncharacterized. Lineage: Eukaryota; Fungi; Ascomycota; Leotiomycetes; Helotiales; Helotiaceae. The transcript has 2 exons. Gene Ontology annotation, biological process: mycotoxin biosynthetic process. The coding region runs from base 1 to 795 and encodes 264 amino acids. The record is from RefSeq and is a predicted model, not a curated record.
AUGUUCAGACAGAUUGUUGAUUCAUUUCUAGGAUCUGCCUCCACGUUGCAUCAACAGACCAAGCAACUUGCUUCACUAUGCAGCCAUCAAAAUAGGUGGCGUAAAAACAUUUCCAUACUCAACAUUUCAAGCUUUAUGGGUACUAUCAUUGCGUCUUUUAUUUGUAUAAAAGCAAUCAAUUAUCAGCCGACCGAAAGACAAUGCGACGAUAAUAGCUAUGUCUGGUCGCCAGCAUCUGACCACAUCUCCUACUCCUGGAGUACUGAGUAUGUCGAUUUAGGGACGUACACGCCAUAUUUUGACGUUGUGUACAAGCAAGUUGUGGAAGAUGAGUGGAACAAAAUCAUACCCAAACAUCCGAUAUCAAUCCCCUCUUCCCGACUAGCAGAACUAAAUCAGUCAACACCAGCAGACUCCCCAUUGUGGAUUCGUGACCCUAAUAAUCGCGACUCUGUAUUGGCUCUACCUCAAGUCUUUGUCGAUCUGGGGUGUCUCAAUUUCCUACGUCAAUGGUCAUCGAAAUUCGAUCACGAUUACUCUUAUCUGAAAGUGUUUCAAGAUGGUGAUAAAACGGUUAAUGAUCGUGCGCAUCAAUGUCUUGAACGCCUGAGGCAUUCGAUAAGCUGUUGGGGGGACACCACGGUGAUUCUGGAGUUCAUCGACGAACCAUAUACCAAGGUUGAUUUUGGGACAUUACAUUAUUGUAGAGACUUUGAUAGGAUUGGACAGUGGAUCAAGGAGAAUGGUGUUAAGGAGGUCGAGCUUGAUAAUCUGUGGUGGGGAGGAGCAGCCUGA